AUGGCCACGCCAUCCAAACAAAGCGGCACGCUCGAUCGCGUCGCAAGCAUGACCAGCCGAGUGUUCUCGAGCUCUCUACCCAGCACGUCUCCGAUCGUGGAAGAAUCUCUGGCGCGAGACAUCGCCGAGGACGAGUCCGACGCCGCGAUCUCGGAGGACGAGGAAUCCGAGAGUUCGACUUUACGUCCCUCUACUUCUGCCCCUGGCGGAGGAGCAUACUCGUUUGUGGGAUCGUACCGGAGACCCAGCUUUGCAGGAGCAGGAAAUAGAGCCACCGUGCUCCCACAAAUAGUGCGGGAUCAUGACCGAUUGUCGAAAGAAGAGAGGAAACAAGCAUUGGAAGAGGAGCGAAGUCUCCUUCGGGACAAUAACAUCAUCCCACCCAAACAUCCCCAGGCCGAAGACAGUGGGCGGAAAAGGAGCUUGUUCGGCAACUACCUGUCUAUUCCUGGCGGCGACCGCAAGGUUAGUCGAGAUGAAGAGGCUGCCUCAGGAUCAGACGGUGUCGUCGACGUCGCUUCUGAAGUUUCUCCUUUACUGGGAGACCCCAACUUGCCUUAUGGCGGACACGACGACCCUGACAGUAUCAAUGCGAAAUGGGAAGAGGCGGUGGCCGCCGGCAAGAUCCACACCACAUGGCAACGCGAGGCGAAAGUGAUCGCGCGCUACUCUGCACCACUGAUGGUGACAUUUUUGCUGCAGUAUUCCUUGACCGUGGCCAGUAUCUUCACCGUCGGCCACAUCGGGACGAUCGAGCUGGGCGCUGUGAGCCUGGCGUCCAUGUCGGCCAACAUCACCGGCUAUGCAAUCUACCAGGGUCUCGCGACGUCUCUCGACACGCUCUGUGCGCAGGCGUACGGGUCCGGACGCAAGAAGCUGGUCGGCCUGCAGAUGCAGCGAAUGGUUGUUUUCCUCUGGACGAUUUCCAUCCCGAUCGCCGUCAUCUGGAUCCUCGCCGAGAACAUUCUCAUGGUGAUUGUACCCGAGCCCGCGGUGGCCAGACUUGCCGGACAAUACCUGAGAGUCGUGUUGCUGGGGGCUCCGGGGUACGCGGCGUUCGAAGCAGGGAAACGGUACGUGCAGGCCCAAGGCUUGUUCUCGGCGUCGCUGUACGUGCUGCUGAUCUGCGCCCCGUUCAACGCAUUCCUGAACUGGCUGUUUGUGUGGAAGUUCAAAUGGGGCUUUAUCGGCGCCCCCAUCGCAGUCGCCAUCACCGACAACCUGCUCCCGCUGGGCCUCUUCGUCUACGUGCGGUUCUGCUCCAAGACCGGCAUGUCGUGCUGGAACGGCUUCACCAGGAAGGCGUGGCAGAACUGGGGCCCGAUGGUCAAACUGGCGCUGCCGGGCGUCGUGAUGAUCGAGGCCGAGGUGCUGGCGUUCGAAGUGCUGACCUUCGCCUCGUCGUACUUCGGCACCACCGUGCUGGCGGCGCAGUCGGUGCUGGCCACGCUGACGUCCAUGACCUUCCAGAUCCCCUUCCCGCUGUCCAUCGCGGGCUCGACGCGCGUGGCCAACCUCAUCGGCGCCACGCUCGCCGACGCCGCCCGCGUCAGCACCCGCGUCACCUUCACCGCCGCCUUCUUCGUCGGCAUCAUGAACGUCACCCUCCUGUCCACGCUCAAGGACUACAUCCCGCGCCUGUUCACGUCCGACCCGGAAGUCGUGCGCGUCGUCUCCGCCAUCCUGCCGCUCUGCGCCGCCUUCCAGCUCUUCGACGCCCUCGCGGCCAACUGCAACGGCAUCCUGCGCGGCCUCGGCCGCCAGGAGGUCGGCGGCUACGUCCAGCUGUUCUGCUACUAUGUCAUCGCCAUGCCCAUCAGUUUCGGCACCGCGUUUGGCCUGGGCUGGGGCCUUUGGGGCCUGUGGACCGGCGUCGCCAUCGCCUUGGGCCUGGUCGCCGUCAUCGAGUUCACCUAUCUCUACCGUACGGAUUGGCAGCGCAGCGUCGACGAGGCUCGGGCCAGGAACCAGGAAGGCGGUUUGUGA
Molecule: messenger RNA, 1986 nt
Organism: Capronia coronata CBS 617.96
Lineage: Eukaryota; Fungi; Ascomycota; Eurotiomycetes; Chaetothyriales; Herpotrichiellaceae
Exons: 1
Coding region: 1-1986 (661 amino acids)
Biological process (GO): xenobiotic detoxification by transmembrane export across the plasma membrane
Cellular component (GO): membrane
Molecular function (GO): xenobiotic transmembrane transporter activity; antiporter activity
Source: RefSeq, a predicted model, not a curated record